GUCCUGCUGCGCGAGGCCAACCUGCGCUACUCGCUCGUCCGGCUGCGCGAGAACGCCGAGUCGAUCGCUUUCUACGGCGGCGAGGCGCAGGAGGCGAGGGAGGUGCGCGACCGGCUGGAGGGUGCCGUCGAGGGCCGGCGUGCGGUCCUCGGCACGCAGCGCAACCUCGAGUUCUUCACCACUGCCUACCGGUACGCCAUCCAGAUUCUGCCGGUCCUGGUGGUCUCGCCGCUCUACUUUGCGGGCACCAUCGAGCUCGGAGUGAUCACGCAGAGCUCGGGCGCAUUCAACAGCAUCCUCGACGACCUCUCGCUCAUCGUCAACGAGUUCGAGGGCAUCUCGAGAUUCUCCGCCGGCCUCCGCCGCCUCACGGCAUUUGUCGAGCGCAUGGAAGGCUACCAGCGCAACGCGAGCAACGCCACGUUCGUCCUGAGCGAGGCGCAGCGCGCCAAGCUGGUAGAGACUGCUGGGGAUGGGCCGCCCGGUUUCUUGAGAAUGCUCGGCAAGGGCGACAGCGCGGCGCCAUCGACACCGCCGGUGCCCGCCCCACCCUCGCCGUCGCCGCUGCCAUUGUCCGACGGGAUUCACAACUUGGAGCUUGCGAUCCUCUCGGGCAGCCGUGCGCUCGCGAUCGACGACCUGAGCCUCCUCACGCCCGACGGAUCGCGCCUGCUCUUUGCCAACGUCUCGCUGACCGUGCGCUGCGGGGAGCACCUGCUAGUCACUGGCCAGUCUGGCGCCGGCAAGUCGUCGAUGCUUCGCGCGAUCGCCGGCCUGUGGACGCGCGGCUCCGGCAUCGUGACGCGCCCGCUCACGGCGGACACGAUGUUCUUGCCGCAGCGGCCGUACUGCGCGCUCGGCUCGCUGCGCCAGCAGCUC
This is a messenger RNA of Emiliania huxleyi CCMP1516, 879 nucleotides long. Its product is annotated as putative ABC transporter. Gene Ontology annotation, molecular function: ATP binding; ATP hydrolysis activity; ABC-type transporter activity. The annotation marks the transcript as partial. Gene Ontology annotation, cellular component: membrane. Lineage: Eukaryota; Haptophyta; Isochrysidales; Noelaerhabdaceae. The transcript has a single exon. The record is from RefSeq and is a predicted model, not a curated record. Gene Ontology annotation, biological process: transmembrane transport.